Messenger RNA from Amoebophrya sp. A25, 866 nucleotides. NCBI's taxonomy places the organism in Eukaryota, Dinophyceae, Syndiniales, Amoebophryaceae. The record is from the annotation of a GenBank genome assembly.
AGAGGCGUGGACGUAUGUAUCGCCGGAGCAGCGUUUAGAGAAUGAUCGGCAGCGCAAGGCUUGGGAGUCUGAAGAGCUGUAUGAUUUUCGACUUCGGAGUAGCCAGGACGAUAGCGUUGAGCCAUUUUCCCAGCCCAUGUCGUCUUCUCUGGCACGAAGUGGAUCACUGAUUGCGGGGCGCGAUUAUAUGACGUCGUCGGCCAUGCAGGAAGAGGGAGGUGCUUCAGAAAUUAGUAUUUUUGGAGCAGCAGGGCCAGCAGCAGAUGGAGCCUGGUCCUCAGCUCGAGAGAGGACCAGCACAGAAAUCGCAGCGCUUUUUUCACGAGAUGAGCAGAAAGAGAAGGCAGUCACGCUGUGCGUUGAUUUUGUCGUCAGGCAUUUUCGUGCGUUUUCUUCGCGUAAAGAGCUUGACGAUGCUUUGCUGAAGAAGAUGAGGAUGAUGGCAUACACAGACAUCUGGAUGAAAGCGCGCUGGAGUGAUCGUCUCCCAGCGGCCACGAGUCCUGUAUUCGACAAUGGGCAGAACCAGAACACUGCCACCGAAGAGGAGCAGCAUUACCGUGGCGGCGCGGGAAUAAUUGUCAGACACGAACCGGCGGCCGCAGAAGUUCAACGGACCGAUGAAACUUACGGGCCGCUUCGCACGUGGGACGUUUCGGAAGUGAGGGACCUUUCUUAUCUUUUCUCGCAGCAAGAACUUUUGGUGCCCGACGCCAACGGGGGCGUUGAAAUGUACACGCCUGAGUCUGGACAUAUGACACGCGCUCGGUUCGAUUUCCGCUUUAAAUCUUUGUAUGUGAGCGGGCUCGCGCGUGCGGCCCCGGAUAUUAGCGGCUGGCUGGUCUCCGGUGUGACGGACAUGAGCU